CCUCUAGAGGGUUUUAGCUUUAGUCUUUCCGCUGUCUCACCUCACACACUCACCUAAGAAAACCCCCACCACCGCAGCCUCCGCCGUGAUGGGCGGCGCUUCGAGGUUGAUAAUGCUUCUUACCACUCCAUUCCCUCCUUUCCUCCACCAACCCUCCCUUAUUUUCCUCCGUCCCAUCACCCGCUGCCUCUCCACCUCCACCACCAGUCGCCGCCUCACUCUUUCUUCUCCCUACAGCCACACACAGCGCCGCCUUCUCCUCCCCACAACAAAAUCCUGCAGCCGGCAGCUCCACGCCCAACCCCUCAAUGCCCCCUCCAUUUCGCCUUAUAAGGCUGCCUCUGCCGCCUCCAACCACCUGUGGCCGGAGUGGUCCAAUUUAAUUAAUAAACUCUUUUUCUCCCAGGAGAAGCUAUCCCCUGGAGCUGAUGACCAGAAAGUACACCCUGAAGACGCCUUCGUGGUUUAUGAACUGAAGGAAUUAUCCGAAGAAUUUAUUCGUUGUGCUUCUCUUUGCUUAGCUUUCUCCCGGGCACACCCCAAUCUUCUAGGGUUGUUGUCCAGGAAGGAUAUUGAAGUGAUUGUAUCAAAUGGGACACCAUUUCUAUUUAAAUCUGCUCUUGAUACUGCCAGGAAAAUGAGGGUGUAUUUGGGUAUCGAAGGAAGCAAUGUGUUGGAGUCUGAUAAGCCAAACAUGGUUGACAUUAUGAAAUAUAUAUUGAGUUAUGCAAGCAAUCCCUCUGUUUCAUCAGAAGAGAACAAUCUCUACAGCAGAGAACUAAUUGAAUCAUCUGUUAGGAAUCUGCUUUCCCAGAUGACUGAAUUGAGUUUUGCAGACCCUGCAAUUGAAGUUCCUGCUUCAGAACAAUACCAAUUGCAUGGUGGAAAUGAACAAACUGCAAGGCCUCUGAGACAAAAUGUUGAAAUGAAGAGGGGUGACUGGAUAUGCCCAAAGUGCAGUUUCAUGAACUUUGCAAGAAACUUUGAAUGUCUUGAAUGCGAGGAACCUAGGCCAAAGAAGCAAUUGACUGGCAAGGAAUGGCAAUGUCCUCAGUGCAAUUUCUUUAAUUACGGAAGGAAUUUGGUAUGCUUGCGAUGCGACUGCAAAAGACCUAGGAUAGCUGCAGCUAAUAACGUACACUCCAUGUCGGAGUUGGGACACAUGGACAUCAGAUUAGAGGAGAGUGAAGAGAAGGCAAAACGCUGGUUUAAUAAGGUUUCUGAGCUGGAAAAUGCCUCUGAUUUGAGCAAUGUGGCUGUUGAUGAAGAUUUUCCAGAAAUCAUGCCCCCUAGAAAAGGAGAAAAUAGAUUUGUUGUAAGCACAAGGAAGACUCCUUUAGAGAGAAGACAGGCCAACUCUCAACGUCAAAACCUUUUGGGUAAUCAUGGGAUUGCAGAAGGUAAUGCUUCUCAAUCUCCUGGCGGUAACAUGGCCCUGGACUCAUCAAUCAGGAAGAGUUUGGACCAGAUUCUUGGUCACUCAUCCCCUGUUUCUAGAAUGGCUGACCAGAGUAUUGCGACUGAAGAGAAUCUUGAAACUAAUUCUUCUGCCUCGCUUCCUUUGUCUAGUCCUAUGGAAUACCAACAAUGUCAGCAGAGCAAUUCCAGUUAUGUUCCUUCUACGUCGUUAUCACGAGACGUGUUUUCUGAACAAGAUCAGAAGUUGAAGUCACAAGUUGGCAAACAUGUAGACAUUUCUGAUAUUGUCUCAUCAGGGGAUAGUCCUCAAAGUGAUGCAGUUGCUAGGAAGUCGGGUGACGAUAAAAUCUUUAGCAAACCGGAAAAUCAAAAUGAUAGCCAAAACAAAGAGCAAGCUGAAAAGUCAGAAAAAUGGUUUCAGAGAGUGGCGGAGCUGCACAACGUUAAAGACUUGCCAAGUGCAAUUUCAGAUGAAGACUUCCCAGAGCUUAUGCCAAUGUGUAAAGGAGAAAAUCGUUUUGUGGUUAGCAAGAAGAAAGAUCGUUCUUUAACUUCUCCAGCAUACAAGAGACAGGUGGCUGCAGAGCAGGCAGGCAAUCCACAGUUUGUACCCUUUGUUCCAUUUCCUCCUGGAUACUUUGCAAGAAAUGAUACGCCAACAUCAGAUGAGAUAAACUCAUCGACAAAACCGUUGACUGAAACUUCAUCAAGUUCCACAAUAGCGAAGAAUUCUCCUCAGAAAUUGGAAGAAGUAGGACCUAAGUUUUCUGAGGAGAAUGCUGUACAAGAAACAGGGAGUCAAGUAAGAACUUCUGGAGGCUGGAGUCCAAAAGUCUCAGGGGACCAGGGCGCUGUUCUGGUUGGGAACUCGAGUCAAAACCCCAAUACCCGCAGUUCUGAGAUAACAACAAAUAAAAAUCUGGGCAGCGGAUAUUCUAGCAGUUCUGAGAUAACAACAAAUAAAAAUCUGGGCAGCGGAUAUUCUAGAGGAGAAAAUACAUUGCACACAACGAAUUUGGCUGGAGGUUCAUCACAGUUGUCUAAUCAGAAUGCUAGAGCUGGCUGGACUGGGAAAAGCUUGGAGGGAUCAGCUGUGAAGGAACCAGAUCCUUUAGACAUGUCAGAAGAGGCCAAAACAGAAAGAUGGUUUCGGCGUGUCGCUCAGAUAAAGGACAUUUCUGAGCUGAGCCAGAUACCUGAUGAAGACUUUCCAUCAAUAAUGCCCAUGAGGAAAGGGGUAAACAGGUUUGUAGUGAGCAAGAGGAAGACACCAUUAGAGAGGAGGUUGACAUCUCCUCAAUAUAGAAGAAACCUUCCAACUGUGAGCUCGGACCCUGUAAAAAAGGAUAAUGACACUAAAUGAACGAAAUUAAGCACACUGUUCGUCCUUAGUUGAAGCAUUUACCCUGUUCAUUAUGGCAUGCUUGCUUGCUUGAUCCUUGCAAAAAGAGGAAAUUGCAAGUUCUACCGAUAGUUACCCAAUUUUGCCUUUUGGGAUUGGCUAGUUUUCCUUUCUGCCCAUAUGUGCUUGUUGCUGCUCUCAGGAAACACCAAAAUAUAUGUGGAAUUUAGAAAUUAGAAAUCUUGAAUUGGCAUGUACUUCCAGUUGUAACGUUGAUCUAAGACUUAGAAUAUAUGUGAAAGUUAUGACGAACAUUUUUCUUUUA
Molecule: messenger RNA, 3086 nt
Organism: Coffea eugenioides
Lineage: Eukaryota; Viridiplantae; Streptophyta; Magnoliopsida; Gentianales; Rubiaceae
Product: zinc finger protein VAR3, chloroplastic-like
Exons: 5
Coding region: 89-2782 (897 amino acids)
Cellular component (GO): cytoplasm
Molecular function (GO): mRNA binding
Source: RefSeq, a predicted model, not a curated record